AAAAAAUCCAAUAAAACAUCCGCACAUGACAUUUGAACAUUCACUCUUGAGGUGUGCCGCAUGGAGGCGUCUAGCCCCGCCCGCAUGGCCUCCGCCGAGCUGCGGGCUACGGUGUCAACGCUGCCGGUGCAUCAGGAGCAGAGCAGCAGCAGCGACAGUGACAGCGACGUCGAACAGUCCACAAGAAGCGCCAAAGCCAAGCACAUAAACCGUCAACGCUCCAACAACUCCAGGUUCUUACUGGUACCGCGCUCCUCAAGCCUCGGAUACGAGCCCCGCAGGCCUCUCGCAGAGACUGGAGACCCAUGUAUGCUAGCUGCAAGCGAGAGCGACGAAGUGACGAGUCUAGACGCGCUGGAAUCAGAUACAUCCGAGCAGAAUCAGAACCAGGAGCCUGUAGACAUUGUCGUGGACCAGGAGGACGUACCAAGCUCACAGAUGUCGCUGUCUACACGCUCUCAGCUUGGUUAUGAGUCAGCUCCAUCCUCUUCGGGUCUGGAUCCGCUCUCUACGGCCGAGAGGGACUCUAUUAGUUUGAUCAAGAGGGAAGUUCUGAGACCUCCAAAACGAUCUGGAUUACCAGAGAUGACGAGCAGCAGAGGAGAAGAGAGUAAUAGAGGAGGGCCCACUAGAAGAAAGCAAGUGCCUUAUGCCUGGAUGCUGGCCAAAUUGGGGCAGAAGACGAGGAGGAAGAUCGGAGAUAUCCGGAAUUCCUACUUUGCAGGCUGGUUGGUGGCCUGUUCGUUGUUUGUGGUGCUGUUGAAUACCUUUGCUAUCGCUAUUGUGCAGCUCACGUACGAUCCAGAGGGUAAGAUUGGAGAAGACGCUGAUACACGACGACAGUGCCGACAUUGGCUAAAAUUACUGAUGACGAUGCACUUUUUGGGCCUCCCGAACAUUCUAUUGAUCGCUCCUGUGGUAUUUCCCAACGAUUUCUUCUCGCUGUAUCGAGCAAAGGACAAGAGGAUGAUUCGAAGGCCGUAUUUGCUGUUCUGUGAGAUGAUCGUGACGAUUCAACUGGGAUUCAUGAUGUACGUCGCAGUGAACCAGUUGCUGAACGUGCCGGUGAUUGUGGAUUGCCAUAGCGAGCUGAAACCACGACAAAUUGUGUUGUUCUACUCCGCGACGGUGCUUUGGUUGGUGCUUCUUCGUCAGAUCAUCGUCUUCUGUCGCUUUUUGACCCAUUUAAAACUUCAAGCGGAUAGUUCCAACGAUUCUUCCCACACUUCAGCAUUUGGCAACUGGUUCAGAGCUCUGAAGGCGAUCCCUAUUAGAAGCGAGCGCACGAGACUUGUGAAGGAAUUCAAGAAACUUCUGUAUCGUGCAGUCGCUCGUGGUGAUGUCCUCACGGUAGAAACGCUGCUAUCUGAGGCAGAAUCCAAGUACAAGAUCAACCGGCUGCAAGAUUUGUACAAACCUCCUGUCUUGUGGUUCUAUGCUUUCGCGAAAUCAAGGAAGAACCCACUGCACAUCGCCGUUAAGCGAGGCAACAUCAGGAUUGUGGAGCUCUUACUCGAACAUGGAAUGGACGUGAACGUACUGGACAAAGUGGUGCGCGUGAAUUUUAACGUUGGACUGGUGUUCAAGAUCAUCAGUCGCAUACUGGUUCGAACACAAGACGGACUUCGAUCUCCUUUGAAGACAGUUCUAUGCUCAGUGCUGCUCCCUCCACUCCACGGUGCUGUGGCUGAAGGUUACGUUGACAUCGUGCGUUUGCUGAUCAGCAAAGGUGCCGACGUGAACGCAUUGCCACGAGCCUCGUUCUACUAUCCAGCAGCCGUCCUGCCUCCCAUUUUCGUAGCAGACGACCCACAAGUGCUUCGUUUACUUGUAGCAAACGGCGCGAACUUCCUCCAAGUUGCGUCUGUAUCUCUCGAGGGGCUUAUCCGCACAUACGCAACGCCGCUGCAGCAGAGUACCUUCACAUUGAGAUCAGAUCUGAGCGACUAUCUAUUGGAGUGUGGCGGUGAUGUAGCGCUGACGCCACUUCACCAGGCUGCAGCCACCGACAACGUUGGGAAGAUCAAGUGGCUUCUGGCUCGUGGCAUUCGCGUUGACACCUUAGGAGAACGCGUUGAAGGUGUGCACCGUCGUACGCCACUACACUGGGCCGCAGUUGUGGGCAAGGUGAACGCCGCUAAGCUGUUGCUGAAGAAAGGAGCUAAUCCCAACGCGAAAGACCGUGAUGGCCGCACGCCGCUGCAUUGGGCGGCCAGAAACAACCACGACGAGGUGGUAUCUUUACUGCUGGCGUACAACGCAUAUCCUGAUGCCACUGACGAUGAAGGAAUCCCUGUCGUGUGCUUUGCUGCUGAAGCUGAAGGCGUGGAGUCGUCGAUUUUCUCGAACCUUGUAGCGGCAGGCGCGAGUCUUAAGACUCAAGUGUCGGGAGGAAAUACUGCGCUCCAUAUCGCUUUACAACGAGAAAACAGACAGACGGCAGUGUCGUUGAUCAAGUGUGGAUCCAGUAUGAUGAUCACAAAUGACUCUGGCAAGCGAGCAGUGGACUGUACGACGUCGACGGAGCUGCAGUUUUUGCUCAAGAAAGAGGCCGGGACUCGCAAGAUUAUGAUAUCGUACACCCACACGCAUGCGCAAUUUGCGUCCAAAGUCCGUGAGCAUCUGGAGACGCAGGAACAGCUCACGUGCUGGAUGGAUACGAUGGAUCCCAGCGGUAUCGGUGGUGGCGCUGUCUGGCGAGAGGAGAUCGCGCGUGGUAUCCAUAACUGCUCACUUGUGCUGAGUAUUGUAUGCGAUGGCUACACUAAAUCUGAAUGGUGUCUGAAAGAGCUUGCACUCGCGAAGCUACUUCGUAAGCCAGGUACAGUGUGUUCGCGUACGUUUGAUGGAUUUAUUAUUCUAUGCUGACCUUGUUGUUGUCAUUCUUUGUAGUGCUCGGUCUGAUUGUAGAGGAAGAUCAUCCUGCGUCCAUGGCAGCGUUGGAGUCACUUAUCCCGUACAAGAACCGGAUCCCUUUCAACGACUUCAUCAUCGCACGACGUCAGGAGAGUCCCAGGACGGUCAUUUUCGAUAUCGACGAUGCUGCGUUUGCCAGGAGAUGGCAAGUAACGCGUCCACUGAUGAUUUCAAUCAUGAAGGACGGACGGCAGCUGGAUAAGGAGGAGCGCGAGAACGUGGCGUCGAUUGUGCCGCGUCGAAGAAGACGUCGUCGCAAAGCAAGACUUGCCGCUAUCCAACAAGGUGAAGACAUGUCCAGCACUGAUGAUGAAGGUGCCAUCGCUUCUGGUAAAUCAGGUGAGGAGCCUUUGCUCAUUUAUUCCCCGCUUGGUGCUGCGAGUCCUCUUCGAGUCAGAGUGAAGGCAGAUCUUGAAUGUUUUGGAUUCCCGUGUCGUGAUCUGGAUGAAACUCGUCUAGUUCAGCAGAUGAGCACUUGUCGGGCUGUGGUUCUACUUGUUGAAGUGCCUGUUUCUACGGGAGAAAAGGGAUCAGACGAAGCCAAGGCAAGCAGACUUGUGCGAAAGCAGCUGAUUGCUUCGAUGACUCGCAUUGUAACGGCAGCCCAGACUGUCAGUCCGCGAAAAAGCGUCUACCCAGUGCUCGUGCAGAACAAUUUCCUUGACCUCAGCAAGAUGUACACUCUUGCGCGAUCGGAGCUUUUCUAUUUCGUGGACGGUGGCGGCUGGUCUCGUAGUGUUGGACGAUUGGUAGAUCAUCUCCGACUGAAACAGGAACGGACUAGCAGCAGUGGUGUCGUGACCGGAUAGUUGGUAUCUGACCUUGCUACUGGAAAGAUACAGACUGCUUUAUCAUAACGGAAGGGGUCCCCAAUGUGUCCGACGGGAAACGGAUGUCAUGGCUACGGGAAAACGAUCCGUACGAUCCUACGAAGCAUUUGAAAGCGCCAAGAUCGAUAGCAAAGGCAAGACGAAAGAGGAGAGACCUGGAUCAAUGCCUGACGAUCCAAUCUAUAGGAUGCUCUUAGCUUUGAACGUGAGAUUGGACCCCUGCGCUGCCAAAGAUUCCGAGAUACUGCUGUGAAGGGAUCUUCUUCCCGUCUACGUGCUCUCAAAGCUGGUGGGGAGGGGGCAGUGACUUUAAUACCUGAUCAAGUACUAGGCAGCACGGGUGGAGCUCAGACGAAGAAAUAUUUCCCGCAAAGACGUUCCGAUUCUUGUCUGGAUCCGAUAUACCAUCAAGAGGGAGAUGAUGCAACGGCAACAUUAAAUGAAAUUUUAGUGUGAAGAUGCCCGCUUGUUGCAGCUGGACAAACCACGCAAUUUGAAAAUCCGGACUUAUAUGCGUGGAAGAACAAUGACAGGCUUCGGGGUUGAGCGAGUACAACGUGUAUUGCGGUAAGAGCUCCUCAUCGUAUUGUAGCUACGAAUGUCUAGUAUAGUCGCAAAUUGUAUAAACAAAGUAGUGAAGAUUUUACACUUGAUGCCGACUGUACCAGUUUGCUGAUAACUUACAAGCACUAACAAAAUAUUAUUCUUUAACAACAUCUUGAGAAGGAAAC
Molecule: messenger RNA, 4477 nt
Organism: Phytophthora nicotianae INRA-310
Lineage: Eukaryota; Oomycota; Peronosporomycetes; Peronosporales; Peronosporaceae
Exons: 3
Coding region: 61-2868 (935 amino acids)
Biological process (GO): signal transduction
Molecular function (GO): protein binding
Source: RefSeq, a predicted model, not a curated record